Molecule: messenger RNA, 783 nt
Organism: Heterocephalus glaber (naked mole-rat)
Lineage: Eukaryota; Metazoa; Chordata; Mammalia; Rodentia; Bathyergidae
Gene: Nnmt
Product: nicotinamide N-methyltransferase
Cellular component (GO): cytosol
Molecular function (GO): nicotinamide N-methyltransferase activity
Source: RefSeq, a predicted model, not a curated record
AUGGAAUCUGGCUUCCCCUCCAGGGACACUUACUUAAGACAUUUUAACCCUCGGGGCUUUCUAGAAAAAUAUUACAAUUUUGGGUCCAGACACUCUGUAGAAAACCAAAUUCUUAGGCACCUGCUGACAAAUCUUUUCAAGAUAUUCUUCCCUGGUGGGGCGGAGGGAGACCAGGUUGACAUUGGCUCUGGCCCCAACAUCUACCAGCUCCUCUCUGUUUGUUUGGACUUCACCCAAGCACACCAAGGGAAAUCAACAAUGCAAGAGCUGGAGAAGUGGCUGAAGAAGGAGCCAGGGACCUUUGACCAAUCCCCAAUGGUGACCUAUGUAUGUGAUCUUGAAGGGAACAGAGUCAAGGGGCUGGGGAAGGAGGGGAAGUUAAGGCAGGUAGUCACACAGGUGAUGAAGCAUGAUGUGACUCAGAGCCAGGCUCUGAGUGGGGUCCCCCUAUCCCCUGCUGACUGCCUGCUCAGUACGCUGUGUCUUCAGGCGGCCUCCCUGGACCUCCUUGCCUGCCAUGCUGCCCUCAGGAGUCUCCGCAGUCUGCUCAAGCCAGGGGGCUUCCUGGUGCUCGGGGAUGCACUGAAGAGCAGCUACAACACAGUUUUCGAGCAGAGGUUCUCCAUCUUCUCCCUGGCCCCAGAGGCAGUAGAGGCUGCUACAAAAGAGGCUGGCUAUACCAUCGAGCAGUUUGAGGUGAUCUCUCAAAGUUAUUCCUCCACCACUUCUGACAACGAAGGGCUUUUCUCCUUGGUGGGACAGAAGCCGGGCAGAUCUGAAUGA